Molecule: messenger RNA, 711 nt
Organism: Ruditapes philippinarum (Manila clam)
Lineage: Eukaryota; Metazoa; Mollusca; Bivalvia; Venerida; Veneridae
Product: thiosulfate sulfurtransferase-like
Biological process (GO): transsulfuration
Cellular component (GO): mitochondrion
Molecular function (GO): thiosulfate-cyanide sulfurtransferase activity
Source: RefSeq, a predicted model, not a curated record
UUUUACAGAUUAUGUUCAGUCAUUAGGGGUGUGGCCAGACACACAUGUGGUAGCAUAUGAUAGAUAUGGCCCACUGUCUGCAUACAGGACUUGGUGGCAGUUUAGGGUGUUUGGUCACAGAAAUGUAUCAGUGUUGGAUGGGGGACUUAAGAAAUGGCUGGAUGAUGGAUUUGAAGUGUCAGAAGAGGAACCUGAAUAUGAGAGAUCUGAUUUUGUUGCCAAGCUUGACAAAACAUUGUUUCGUAAUUAUGAUGAAGUUCUUGAUAUCUUGAAGUCAAAGAAGUCACAACUUGUAGAUGCUAGAGCUCUCAGUCACCCAACUAUAGUAGAUGAGGAGAGUGGGGGUGGCUAUAUAGCAGGCUCCAAACAUGUCAGCUUUCCAGAAUUAUUCUCAGAAGACGGAACAAUCAAACCAGACUCGGAACUUAAAGCAAUAUUUGACAGAGCUGGAGUAGAUCUAGGUCAUCCUAUAGUUGCAACAUGUUUCCGAGGUUUUACAGCAUGUGGGGUGGCAGCAGCUGCUCAGAUCCUCGGCAAGGAAAAUGUUCCCGUUUAUGCGGGAUCUUGGGAAGAAUUUAAUUUAAAAGGAUAUAAGGAAUAUAAAGGAAUAGUGCCAAAGAAGUCAUAAUCUCAAGUGCUUAUAAUAUAUUACAUGUAUAUCAUGACUAUUUUUAUAAUCAAAAGCUAUUACAGGAAAGUGCUUUAACUGUG